Misgurnus anguillicaudatus (oriental weatherfish) is the source of this 964-nucleotide messenger RNA. NCBI's taxonomy places the organism in Eukaryota, Metazoa, Chordata, Actinopteri, Cypriniformes, Cobitidae. The record is from RefSeq and is a predicted model, not a curated record.
AUGAAAUCAGAAAAAAUAUUUCUGCUGUUUUUUCUGUUACCAAUUAUAACGGAUGAGACAGGAGUCUUUGACUUUAUCAAUGUGUUUCAGGACAAAGAUGAUUUACGACCUUUUGAUUCUUUUGAGUUUGAGGAUGAUCUUAAGAAGUCCUUAUAUGGGCAGCACAUUGCAAUGGAAUUGAUACUGGAAGCUGUAUUCUGGAGUAUGAAAGAUCUAAAUCCAUCAAAACCACUGGUCCUGUCUGGAAAAACGUAUGUCACCAAGAUCAUUGCAAGAAAUAUUUAUGUAAUGGGGGAAAAGAGCAAACAUGUCCACACAUUCACUGCAUCAAGUCACUUUCCACACCCAGACCAGACAGAAAUGUAUAAAGCUCAGCUUAAACAGUGGAUUCAUGGAAAUGUAUUACGUUUUCCUCGCUCCAUGUUUAUAUUUAAACAAACAGAUUUUAUGAACCCACAUUUGAUUGAAGCCAUAAAACCUUUCCUGGAAUGCAGAAACCAUGUAGAUGGAGUGUCAUUCAGAAAAGCAAUCUUUAUUUUUAUCAGUAAUGCAGGUCAGAUGAUCAAUAACAUAGCUCUGGAAUUCUGGAGGAAAGGUAAAGACAGAAAAGAAAUACAGAACACUGAGGAAAUGGAGACUCAAAUUUAUCAAGAUACCCUCAUGAAUAAAUACACUGGAUUUCAGCAUUCAUGUCUAAUAGAUGAACACCUGGUGGAUUAUUUUAUUCCUUUCCUACCUCUGGAACUGAAGCAUGUACGUCAAUGUGUUCUGGCUGAAAUGGCCAAUAUGAACAUCAGUAUAGCUCAAUACUCUGAUCUUGCAGAUACAGUGGUCAGACAGAUGCCCUUAUUCCCUCCAGAGGAGAAAAUCUUUUCUGUUAAUGGCUACAAGUCAGUCAAACAAAAGCUGAUUUUGUAUUUUAAAGAAUAGAUGAAAGAGACUUUAUUUAUAUACCUGAGCCAGU